Anneissia japonica is the source of this 1965-nucleotide messenger RNA. RefSeq names its product protein lin-52 homolog. Gene Ontology annotation, cellular component: DRM complex. Gene Ontology annotation, biological process: regulation of DNA-templated transcription. The record is from RefSeq and is a predicted model, not a curated record. Lineage: Eukaryota; Metazoa; Echinodermata; Crinoidea; Comatulida; Comatulidae. The coding region runs from base 34 to 375 and encodes 113 amino acids. The transcript is spliced from 6 exons.
GGGCGCUAACUCUCAAACUAACAUCAAAUCAAAAUGGCAUCACCAAGUGCGGAAAUUGAGAAGACCCUUCUAAGCUUUGAAAAGUUGGAUAGGGCCUCACCAGACUUAUGGCAGGAACAAAUUCCUGGGAUUUCCGAUUUUGCUGCAAUGGAAAGUCCAAUAACAUCACACACAUCACCGCCAUGGGAAUCGGAUUUGGAACAAAAUGACAUCGAUAUGUUGACAGAGCUUGGAAGUCUAACAACUAAGAAUUUAAUGGAAAAAGUCCGAGAUCUUCAGAAUCUAGCUUAUCAGCUAGGUUUAGAUGAAUCACGCGAAAUGACACGAGGGAAACUUUUGAACGUACUUGAAGGAGGAAAACCGAAUCGAAAGUAAUCUCCCUGAACCCAAGAAAGACUACAAAUGAAAAUACUGUCUGAGUAAUUUUAAUGUAAAAUUCUAUGUUUUAUAUUUAUAUUCCUAGAAUUUUUAUAUUUUUCUCAAAAGCAAAGAAAAAAGUGGUUAUAAAUGUGUCCGACUUUGUAUAAACUGUAAAUAUAGGUAGAUGAUUUGUAGAUAUUUAUGUUUUAUCCUAAAUAUUCAGCAAUAAUGCUGAUUAAUAAUUAAAAAAAUGUAGUAGUUAUUACAUAUUUAUUCUGUAUAAAACGCUUCUAUACGCAAGCAGCAAUUUAUGCUGCAUUCCCGUGAUCACGCCUUCACCAGUCAUGAUUUUGAAGAGGUACUGGAGACGAAGUCGUGAACACAUACGUCAUAUUUGGGCCAUAUGGCUUCAAUUUGAUUUAUCGAAGAUUAAUCAAUCACAAAAAUUGUAAUAAAAUAUAUUUUACACUUUUGGAACAAUAGGUUGAUUAAAUACUAUAAAAUGUGUGUGUAGGAAUGAAGUCAAGCCGUACAUUGUAAAUUUAUUGCGCAUCUGACUUUGGUGUGCUUAUUUUCAAUUAUAUUGGAACGCAUUUCGUUUUAUUAUCUGUGGUACUCUAUAAGCAUGAUAUUAAUGAAAACAGAACACAUCAUCUGAUAAUACUGUUAACUCAUUAACAUAUUUAAUUGUGCAUAUAACUCUAUCAAUUCAAGUUCUACAUUAUCAUCUUAAUUAAAGAUCCUACUUCCAAACACAUAUACAGUACAGUCAUUAUACCAACAUAAGGAAAGCAACAAAAUAAUGGCAAAAUGUUUUAAUAUGAUGAUUUUUUUUUGUAAUAUUAUUAAAGAUAUACUGUCUGCCAGAAGAACUGAAAAACACCUAAAAAAUUCAAGUAAAAUUUUUAAUAACUCAUUUUAAACAAUAAAAUAUUUUAUUGACUUGCUGAUUUAUAGGCAUUUUACUACAAAAAAUAUUUGAAUUUAUUACCAACCAAUUCAAGGUAUUAUUCAACUGUCCAUUUUUGACAACAUUUUUUCCCAUUCAAAUUUUCAAUUGAAUAACUUAAGUACUGUAUGCCGAUUCAGCCAUUCAAAAUGUGUAAUUGAAUUUGUCAGUUUUAUGCUAAUACAAAUAGUCCUUUAACCAGUGGCGGAUCCAGGGGGACCAAUGGAGCGACUUUUACAGACGGAGAGUGUAAAGAAAACUUAUGAGUAUAGCACCUCUACAUGCCCGGAUAUGGUACUCUCAGACCUAAACUUAACUAUAAUUUUCUUUUAUGCCUGAAUCCGCCACUGUUGCCAUACUAAUUAACAUGCAAAGGAUAAACCACAAUUCUGUAGACUCAUUCCAAUGGAUUCUUUUCAAUAAUGGUCUAGAUGUACCAUACCAAAAGGAAAGCUUAAGUGGAGGGGUCAAUGCGAAAAAUCCCCCUGGAUUCUGCAGCUACAAUAAGCUCUUUACCCUACUUUAAUUAAUAUAGGAUUAUAAGGUUCUGUACCUUUUUUGGGAGAUUUCAAGGGGGAAGCAGAAGUAAUAAAAACAAAUAAACAUUUCCAUUUUUAUAGUGGUGGCAGGUAUGCUAACUGGCCAAAAAUAAAAUU